AUGAGGACCCGGCUGGGCUGGGACUGGAUGAGGUGGGAAUUCUCAGGUCAGCUAGCUGUCUUGGACUCGUCUUCGAUGGCUCCGCUGCGUGCCGACAAGGCCCAGGCCCCUGGAAAGUUCAUGGCGUGGCGGCACUAUGGGUCACAAAAGUGGUUGUCAUUGUCUCAUUGA
Messenger RNA from Gaeumannomyces tritici R3-111a-1, 171 nucleotides. RefSeq lists its product as hypothetical. The record is from RefSeq and is a predicted model, not a curated record. The transcript is spliced from 4 exons. Lineage: Eukaryota; Fungi; Ascomycota; Sordariomycetes; Magnaporthales; Magnaporthaceae. The coding region runs from base 1 to 171 and encodes 56 amino acids.